AUGGUUAUACAAGAUGAAAAACUUUUAUUUAUUGCUGUUGAUGAAUUAUUAUAUUGUCAUGAUGUUGUUGGUAAACCUUCAAUGGUACUUGAGCCAACACAUAAUAGACGAUCAUUUGUUGAUGAAAAAAAAAAUCAUUUUCUAUCUAAAAGUAUGGAUGAAUAUAUACAACAAUAUUGGUCUGAUGCUAGAAUUGAAAAUUAUGUUAAAGAAUUUUGGGAAACUUAUGAAGUUGUUAAAUACCAUCAAGAAGCCGUGCCAACACUUAUUCAAUGUGAUAAAUGUUUAAAAUGGCGUUGUUUACCUUAUACUGGUAAUGCUGCACUAUUAACAUAUGCUCAAUUAGAAGCAUGGCCAUAUCCAGAUAAUACUCAUGUUAUGAAUAAUAUGUAUAUACAAAAUUUAAAAAGAAUACCAUUCAAUAAAAUAUUUUCAAAAAUUUUUCAAUUGUUCAGCAAGCGAAAACUUGAAACUAUACCAGAAGGUGAAUUAAAACAAAAAGUACAAAUAAUAGAUACUCAAAAUCGAACAUCAUCAUUAACAAAUAAAAAUAUUUCUAAUGAAGAAAUUUCAUCAACUACAGCUGAUGUUUUUUUAAAUAUAAUUUUUUAA
This is a messenger RNA of Rotaria sordida, 612 nucleotides long. The record is from the annotation of a GenBank genome assembly. Lineage: Eukaryota; Metazoa; Rotifera; Eurotatoria; Philodinida; Philodinidae.